UGUGUGUUGCGAUUUCGUAAAGGAAGUUCUAGGCGGCGCGGGGGAAGGUAUUCGCGAUGUCGAAGUUGGGUUGGUACCGAACCUGCUCAUCCAUCCUUCAUGGCAACUGUAAUAGGAAGUGCAACACCUCGACACCCUCAGUCUUUGAGCGCACAGCGAGGGGGGAAUCGGCCGGUCGGAGGAGAGCUCGUAGGACGGAGAGGGAGAGCAGUUGUGGCGGGGCCGUUUGGGAAAGGCGCGCAACGACGCAGGCAACGGCGGGCAGGGCGACAAAGUCAACGUGGAGACGGGCGGCGAAUGAUGAGAAGCGAUAUCGCACAAGCAGGCCAAGGGUGUUGGCGAGCAGAGCUGGAUAACUGCAGAACCGUAGAACGAGGUCGAGGGCGAAAUGUACAAGCUAAGCGCUGCCUUGGACCAUGGCUCUCGGUUGGGUGCGGUAUGGGAGUAUGGAUGUCGAAACGAGAAGUGGUGGUGACAGAGGGGAAGCUUUCGCCAAGCAGGGAAAGGGACCUCCUAAGCACGUCCUCCAACAACGCAGACGAGCCGCUCCAAAAUGCGCGGCUGGUGUGGUUUUCGGAUUUCCAAGAAAAGAGAGGAAAUCAAAGAAGAGUGGGCGGCGAUCUGCGGAGUUGCGGUGCUGUGGUCGUCGAGUCGGAGGUUAUCGGCGCUGGUGUCAUCCGCUCAAUGGUUGUUGAGCCUCGUGAUCGUCGACAAGUACCCUUCCGUCAUCGAGUCACCUGGGUGGGCCAGCAGAAUGGAGUGUAAUUCAGGCGAGCAAGUAAGGCGGUGUAUACUUGUCGAUGCGUUCGCAGCGAAGAGGCAAGGGGGGGCUAAGGACGGCACAGAAGGAGA
This is a messenger RNA of Colletotrichum phormii, 852 nucleotides long. RefSeq lists its product as uncharacterized. NCBI's taxonomy places the organism in Eukaryota, Fungi, Ascomycota, Sordariomycetes, Glomerellales, Glomerellaceae. Bases 100 to 765 code for a protein of 221 amino acids. The transcript has a single exon. The record is from RefSeq and is a predicted model, not a curated record.